Podarcis raffonei (Aeolian wall lizard) is the source of this 1013-nucleotide messenger RNA. Its product is annotated as OX-2 membrane glycoprotein-like. The coding region runs from base 103 to 882 and encodes 259 amino acids. The transcript is spliced from 6 exons. NCBI's taxonomy places the organism in Eukaryota, Metazoa, Chordata, Lepidosauria, Squamata, Lacertidae. The record is from RefSeq and is a predicted model, not a curated record. Gene Ontology annotation, molecular function: cell-cell adhesion mediator activity.
UUCCCAACGCAUUUUCCUGCUUUCCUUUUCCACACUGUGGCUUUUCCAGCCUUCACUGGAGGCAGCAACUGCCCUUGUGUGCACUCUUCUUCAUUCCAGAGCAUGCGUCCCAAGUUAAAUGAAGGUCUCUGUUCCCCAUGGACUUUCCAGGGCCUGACUCUGUGCAUCAUAUGUAUUGUUCUCUGUAGGAUAAAGGGUGCCAUAUUGACAAGUGACAGAGACGUGGAGCUGGGCGGCAACGCUACUUUGAGAUGUACCCUAACAAAAUCUCUUUUCACUGUUCAAGUUACAUGGCAGCAAGAGGUUAAUAAAAACGUUGUAAAUGUGGCAGCAUAUGACAACAAACAAAUUCCAAAUAUUAAUGACCAAUACAAAGGUCGAGUCAAUUUAACAAUUUUAGAACUCAAUGACACUGCCAUCAGCUUCUGGAAUGUUAGCACCCAAGAAAAUGGUUGUUACCGAUGCAUAUUUAACACCUUUCCUCCAGGAUCCAAUAGCAAAAAAACUUGUCUUUCUGUUUACGGCCGCCUCAACACAUUUUUACACUACAGCAUCUCUGAUGGGCGCUUGAAUGCCACCUGCUCAGCAACGGGCUUCCCACGUCCCAACAUCACAUGGGUUGCGCCAAGAGGCCUGAAGGAGGAACACGAGAUCACAAAUCCCAAUCGAACAGUAUCGGUCAUAAGCAAUAUCCUUGUAAAUGCCUCAGAUAGCCAUUCUGGACAAGAGAUGAUCUGCAAGGUUACACACAGGGGGAAAGAGAUGGAUCUCAAGGUACCAAGAAAAGGCUAUCCAUAUGCUGUGGUCGUAACUGUACUUGUCCUAAUUUCUCUGACUGUGGUUAUUAUUGCGGUGUGCUGCUGGAAACGACACCAAAAAUAAUGCAGAAGAAUCUAAGGGAAUAAACCAACAUUCUGAAUUUUGUUCCAGGGAACUGAAAAAACAUUCUAGCAACUGUGUCUAUAUAACUAGGAAGUCAUGAAUGCAGCAUCAAUUUAAAGGAGAACCUGGAC